Molecule: messenger RNA, 2602 nt
Organism: Ixodes scapularis (black-legged tick)
Lineage: Eukaryota; Metazoa; Arthropoda; Arachnida; Ixodida; Ixodidae
Product: zinc finger protein 525-like
Exons: 4
Coding region: 262-1197 (311 amino acids)
Source: RefSeq, a predicted model, not a curated record
GCACAGGCACAGCGGCGGCAGCGCAGCAGCGAUUCGCAGUGUCCGGAUGUGAAGAUCCGUAAACGUUGAACACUCGUCAGUGAAGCUUGGGCCAUACUUCUGAUGUCUUUGAGUGCACCGUGACGUCUUCUCUCCUGCUUGCGUGAGACCUGGUGCAGUGAUGCGGAUGCAGCAUCUUCCAUGGUCAUCUCAAGUGGUCCCUUGCGUCCCUCCGUGAUCUUACGAAACUCUUCACGAACCUGACCUUGGGCAGCAAUUUGAAUGGAUCCGGUUCAGUCCUCAAGUCAUGGUGAGGGAGCUGCACUUUUGGGAGAGAUCAGCUGCCCACUAAAAGCCCCCAAGGACAUCUGGUUUGGAUGCUGUUUCUGCACCUAUGUCAACACAGAUCAUCGUGGGAUUGUGAGCCACCUGGUUGCUCAUGUUGAUGAACAAUCGAAGUUCCAGCGACCUCCCAUGUCAUUUGGCUCUACAUACCAGGUGCCAAGCAACACUGAAAAGCACAAGAGUGAUAAGUUGUUUAAGUGCAAGCUGUGUCCCCUAGCCUUUUCUCACAUUUCUGCACUGAGCAGGCAUUAUGGAACACACACUGGUGAAAGACCUUAUAAGUGCAAGCUGUGUCCCUUAGCUUUUUCUCACAAUUCCACACUGACCAUUCACAAUGAGAUACACACUGGUGAAAAGCAAUUUAAGUGCAAGCUUUGCCCAGAAUCAUUUGCUCUGGAUUCAUCUCUGAGAAAGCAUAAGUCAACACACACUGUUGAAAAGCCAUUUAAGUGCAAGCUUUGCCCCCGAGCCUUUGCUCUCAUUUACUAUCUCAGGAGGCAUAAUAUAACACACUCUGUUGAAAAGCCAUUUAAGUGCCAGCUGUGCCCCCAAGCCUUUGCUGACAGUAGCGGUCUGUCUCAUCACAGUAAAACACACAUAGUUGAAACACCAUUUAAGUGCAAGCUUUGCACAAAAUCAUUUGCUCUGAAUUCAUCUCUGAGGAAGCAUAACUUAACACACACUGGUGAGAAGCCAUUUAAGUGCAACCUUUGCCCAAAAGCCUUUGCUCAGAAUUUAGAUCUGAGAACGCAUUACCGAACACACACUGAUGCAAAGCCAUAUCGGUGCAAGCCAUUUCGGUGCAAGCUGUGCCGCCGUUCCUUUGUCCACAACAGCAGUCUGUUCCGCCACAACCAAACGCACAUAGGUUAAGCCGUUCAAGUACAAACUUUGCCCCUGAGAGUUUGCUCAUAAUUCCCUUUUGACUGUCCAUAAUUGUACACACACUGGUGAAAACCUGAUAAGUGUGAGCUGUGCCCUUUGCUCACAAUUUCACUCUGCUUUACAACAAUAAAAAACACGGGAGAAAAAACAUACAAUUGCAAGCUAUGCCCUCAAGCCUUCUUGGGAAAAUUAAUCUGUCCAGUCAUCGAACAAACACCGAUGAAAAGCCAUUUAAGUGCAAGGUUUGCCCGAAAGUGUGCUUACAAUUCUCUUUUGACCCUUCAUAAUUGGGUGCACUCGGGUGAAACACCUUAAAACUGCAAGCUGUGUUCGCACGUUUUUGCUAAAAAUUUUCUACCAACUAGGCAUAAUUGAACACAAAGGAGAAACGUCCUUUCAGUGCAAGAUGUGAUUCCAGAGUCUACUCGGGAAUCACAUCUGAAAUGCAGGAAACUUUCGUUAGUUCGACCUCGGUUAAUUCGACUUUUCGUUUAAUUUGAUCGUGUUCAAAAGUCUCAGCAAGCGCCCAUACAUUUCUAUGGGAGGAAAAGUUCAGUAGUUUGAACCUCGGGAGGACUUCCUAUCGGAUAAUUUGUCCCGAGCGAUUGCGCACGGGCUCACAUUGCAUGGCACCGCGGCAGAGAAACCACAAACGUACAGCAAAACACGGGCCCUUUGCUGCAAAGCCGAACGUGCGGAAAUAUGUGCCUGCUUUUCUACGCCGUUAAGAUCGACUGUAGCGAAUGACACCAGCGCAACCACUCUGGCGUGGAGUAGCGCGGAAAACGUAACAUCUGGUCGGGCGCGGCGCGCACGAGCCAGCGCGCGCUCUCAAAGAGUUUUUCUGUAGCAUCGUGUGCGCUCCAUCUUACGCACCGGAAAGUGUAAGUUCUCUUUUCCUUUUUUUUUUUGGGUUGUUAUAUUUUCUUUGUCGCCGGCGGUCUGGCCGCCCGGCGCCAAAGUUGCCUCAAAGCUUUCUCAGCACACGCUCUCAAAACGCUUCUCCAUAGCAUCGUGUGCGGUCCAUCUUGCGCGUCGGAAACCGGAAAUUUCUUUUGUUUUGUUUUGUUGAGCGUGCGGAGUUGAAGUCGGCUCGUAAAACUUGCUUUUUUUCGUUUUUUCUUUCUUUUUUUUUUUUGUAUACGAUUUUUUGGGGACGUGACGUUUAGUUACGCUGCUCUCCGAAGCAUGCUUUUGGACAUGCGUUUUAAGCGCAGACGGCAUCAGACCAUCCGUGAGUACUUUGGACAAUAAAAGGAAGUUUAGUUCUAACCGUUUUUCUGUCCUUUUUUUAAUUCAAUCAUUCGGAUAAUUCAACCAAAUUUCAAGGUCCCUUCGAGGUCGAAUUAGCGAAUGUUUACUGUACCAUAAUCAAAGACACUGGUAAAAAGUC